AUGGCUAAGGAGCUGGAGAAGGAGAUGGCGGCAGCAGGUGUGGAGGUCUUGCGGGUGGGCCCAGGAAUGGACAGAAGAGCCAUCGGAAGCACCUACUCCAGACUGCGUGCAUCGAUGGACGGGUCGAUCGGUGUGGAUUGCGAGGGCACGCAUGGGCACACCGGAGCCAACGGCCCCUUGAUGGUGCAAGUCGCUUCGAAGACGGUCGCCGUGGUGGAGGUACCUCAGAAGCCUGGACAAUAUUCCCUGGAGUUACGGGAGCUGCUAGCGGACGCCGGCAUCCAAAAGGUUUUCUGCCAGGGGAAGGGGGACAUUGCAGCGUUUGGAAAGUGCUCCCCGCCCCUGGAUGUCGGGGUGUGUUUCGUCGAUUUGAAGGACAUGACCGACCUCCCCAAGAAUCCGUCGCCUGGUCUUGCGGCAGUCCUAAGCCGUGCCGAUCCACAAGGAGUGCGCUGGAGCAAGCAGAGCUUCAACAAGCGGCGCUGGUGGACGUUGCAGUCCAGUAAGGCCAUGCUCGCUGAGCCAGGUUUCGUGUCCUAUGCUGCUGCUGAUGCCUGGGGCACGCUUCUGGCCCAUGACAUGCUGACAGGUCAGGCUGUCAGAUCUCCUGACAAGGCGAACUCAACUGCCAACAGAAACGAUAAGAAUCAGCAGACUAAAAAAAGGAAGAGGAAGAAGAAGAAACAGAAGAACGAGCAAGAGGACAAGGAGGAGGGGAAGGAGGACGAGGAGGAGGAAGAGCCCCGCCUCUCAAGGGGUGCGCACAGAGAUGCCAGCCCCUUGAUCCAGGCUUCCGGUACCCGACGCUGCCUUGAUGCUCUUGGCUGGGCGUGCCGGCUGUGCCAGGGGAGGUAA
Molecule: messenger RNA, 855 nt
Organism: Symbiodinium natans
Lineage: Eukaryota; Dinophyceae; Suessiales; Symbiodiniaceae
Source: the annotation of a GenBank genome assembly